AUGUUUUGCGCUUUCAAAGAUCCAGAGAGGAAAUUGGGGGUGGUGACUGGAACGCUAGGCAAUGUGGAUGUUGGAGAUCGCCAGCUGAUCAAAUUUGGUGGAAUGGGCUAUGUGCUCGAUACGCAGGAUGGGGGUGCCAGUCCAUGGAUCUGUGCUCUUAAUGGUGAUGGCGUGGACUUGAAAAGUUACGAAGAGACGACGCCCGGCCGUGGUUCGGAAGCAAAGGAACUACCUGCAGACUGGCCUCGGUCUUCAACUCUCCCAGAACUCAAAGCGAAAGAGGAGGACAGUGUGCCGAUACGCUGUAAAUGCGGCGGUGUGGAUCUACUCCUCCGUCGGGGCGAGUAUAAUGAUACGAGCGAAGAAGAUCUGCCCUCCUGCGUUGAGCCUGCCAGCAGGAAGCUCAAAGCCAGCUUCUGUGCUUGCAACAGCUGCCGGUUACAAAGCGGGAGCGACAUCUUUUACUGGACCUUUACAGAGACGAAAUAUCUGUCUUUUGGAAAAUAUGAUAGCAAGCCCUUUCCGGAAGAUAUUUUUGAUCUCAAACAUCUCAUCGACACCAAAGAUCCUGCUAUCGGUACGAUGAAAUACUACACCUCCUCACCAGACGUCUGCCGUUACUUUUGCGGUACUUGCUCUGCUGUCGUGUUCUACGCAUCAGGUAACCGGCCAAAGAUAGCCGAUGUGGCUGUCGGUCUGUUGGAUUCCAAGUACGGAGCGAGAGUUGAGAAUAUGCUGUCAUGGCCUUUCGGAAAGACGAUGAGUUUCCAGGAAGACGGUGAUGGUGGGUGGCGAGAGACUUUGUUUGAAAGAUUGAGAAGUAAGGCGGAAGACUGGCGGGUGGCGGGAGGGGAUCCGAAAAACUGGAAGAGCACAGAGGAGUAUGAGAAUAUUCAUCAGGAUGAUGAUUAA
Alternaria arborescens is the source of this 912-nucleotide messenger RNA. RefSeq lists its product as hypothetical. NCBI's taxonomy places the organism in Eukaryota, Fungi, Ascomycota, Dothideomycetes, Pleosporales, Pleosporaceae. The transcript has a single exon. The coding region runs from base 1 to 912 and encodes 303 amino acids. The record is from RefSeq and is a predicted model, not a curated record. Gene Ontology annotation, molecular function: carbon-sulfur lyase activity.